Meloidogyne enterolobii is the source of this 556-nucleotide messenger RNA. The record is from the annotation of a GenBank genome assembly. Lineage: Eukaryota; Metazoa; Nematoda; Chromadorea; Rhabditida; Meloidogynidae.
AUGUUAAAUUUUAGUGGAAAUCCAAUAACUAAAAUUUGUGAGGGAGAAAUAGUUCAGCCAAUGCUGCAAAAUUUGGAUAUUUCCAAUUGUCCAAAUUUACUUCUCAUUGAACAACGAACAUUUUCAUUCACGCCAGUUUUACAAUUUCUCAAAUUAACUAAUAAUUCACAAUUACAAUAUAUCUCUCCAUAUGCAUUCCAAAACAGUUUAUUAUACGAGCUUGUAAUCUCAAACAAUUCAUUGGAGACAAUAGACAAUAAAAUAUUAGAACAACCUACUCGCUUGUUUAUAGGUGGAAACCCUUUAGAUUGCAGUUGUGCUGAAGAAACUUUUACAAAUUUUACCCAUAAAAUUGUAGAUCUUAAAGAAGCGACUUGUAAAGCUAGGAAAGGGUGAAUUUAAUUUAUGGCUAUUUUUCAAAAAAAUUUUUAAGUCAAAAUUCAACUUCUACUCUUCCACUAACUUCAAUAAUUAAAUCUUUAUUUAAAUCAACCCAAAAAUGUUCAAACAAACCUUUAAUUUUACCUUUUGGCAAUUACUUGAGUGCUAAUGUUGG